This is a messenger RNA of Argiope bruennichi, 468 nucleotides long. RefSeq lists its product as uncharacterized. The record is from RefSeq and is a predicted model, not a curated record. Bases 1 to 468 code for a protein of 155 amino acids. The transcript has a single exon. NCBI's taxonomy places the organism in Eukaryota, Metazoa, Arthropoda, Arachnida, Araneae, Araneidae. Gene Ontology annotation, molecular function: nucleic acid binding.
AUGUUGCGUAACAUUUUGAGAGAGCGAUUUUGGAUUCUACAUGGUAGAAAGACAGUGAGAUCCAUCUUAUCAAAAUGUGUUGUCUGUAAGAGACAUUCUGCAAAGAAGCUUGAUAUUCUUACUGCCUCUCUUCCGGAGGACCGAAUCCGAGAAGGUGCUGCGUUUGAGAUCUGUGGCAUUGACCUGGCUGGGCCACUAUUUCUCAGAGAUAAUAAGAAGUCUUGGGCAUGUCUCUUCACCUGCGCUGUCUAUAGGGCUGUACACAUCGAAUUAGUGACUUCUUUAUCUACGCAAUCAUUUUUACUGGCUUUGCGCAGAUUCAUAGCCCGUAGGAGACGAUGCAGCAUUAUCUAUUGUGACAAUGGCUCUAAUUUUGUGGGUGCUUCUAAUCUACUGAGUAAGCUGGAUUGGAGCCUUAUUGUAAGUGACACUGCUCUUCAUCUUAUUAAGCGGAAGUUUAACCCUUAA